Glycine soja is the source of this 3117-nucleotide messenger RNA. RefSeq lists its product as uncharacterized. The transcript is spliced from 2 exons. The record is from RefSeq and is a predicted model, not a curated record. The coding region runs from base 1 to 3117 and encodes 1038 amino acids. NCBI's taxonomy places the organism in Eukaryota, Viridiplantae, Streptophyta, Magnoliopsida, Fabales, Fabaceae.
AUGGAUCGAAGUUGGAUGAAAGCAAAACGCAUCAGUGAUGAGUAUGAGAACGGGGUGGAACAAUUUCUACUGUUUACGCAACUUAAUGCUGAAAGUUUGAGGGGCAAUUAUUUUUGCCCAUGUGUUAAAUGUCUUAAUGGUAGACGACAGUCAGUUGAUGAAAUCCGAUCACAUCUGAUAUGUUACGGCAUCAUUCCAAAUUACACAAAAUGGAUAUGGCAUGGGGAAUCGGCCGACAUUCCAGCUGUUUCUCAGUCUCAGGCGGUUCACGAAGACAGCGGAGAGCGUAUAGAGGAAAUGAUCCGUGAUCUUGGACAAGAGACUUUUGAGCAAGCGCAUGCACCUCUGUAUGAUACAAUAGAACGUGAUUCCAACACGCCAUUGUAUCAGGGGUGCACAUCUUUCACGCGGUUGUCAGCUGUGUUAGCUUUGGUAAACUUGAAGGCAAGAUUUGGGUGGAGUGAUAAAAGCUUCACUGAAUUGCUGGUCUUAUUGAAGAACAUGCUUCCUGAACAAAACACUUUGCCGAAAAAUCACUACGAGGCCAAAAAGAUUUUGUGUCCAGUGGGAAUGGAGUACAAGAAGAUCCAUGCAUGCCCUAAUGAUUGCAUAUUGUAUAGAAAUGAGUAUGCAGAACUACGGCAAUGCCCCACGUGUGGGGUAUCACGAUACAAAGUGCAACACGAUGAAUUAACUGAUGAUGCAGGAACCAAAAAUUGUCGUCCUGCCAAGGUGUGCUGGUAUCUUCCAAUAAUACCAAGGUUUAAGCGAUUGUUUGCUAAUGCACAUGAUGCAAAAAACCUUUCAUGGCAUUCGGAUGACCGAAAAUCUGAUGGAUUACUGCGACAUCCUGCCGAUUCGCCACAGUGGAAGACAAUUGAUCGUUUGUAUCCAGAGUUUGGGGAUGAGCCAAGGAACCUAAGGCUUGCUCUUGCUUCUGAUGGAAUGAAUCCUUAUGGUAGCUUAAGUAGCAACCACAGUUCCUGGCCUGUUUUACUGAUGAUUUACAACCUUCCCCCAUGGUUGUGCAUUUUGCGUAAAUACAUUAUCCUGUGUAUGAUGAUCGCGGGUCCAAGGCAGCCAGGGAAUGAUAUUGAUGUGUAUCUUACACCAUUAAUCGAAGACUUGAAACAAUUGUGGGAAGAAGGGGUAGAUGUGUGGGAUGCAAAUGUGCAGCAGACGUUCAGGUUACGCACAAUGGUGUUUUGUACUAUUAAUGAUUUUCCAGCAUAUGGAAAUUUAAGUGGAUACAGUGUGAAAGGGCAUCAUGCAUGUCCUAUCUGUGAGAAAAACACAAGCUUCAUCCAACUCAAGCAUGGAAAGAAGACAGUAUAUACCAGACACCGAAGAUUUCUAAAAGCUUUUCACCCUUAUCGACGAUUGAAAAAAGCUUUUAAUGGAAGUCAGGAGAAUGAAGGCCCCCCAGAAGCAUUAACUGGAAACCAAGUUCAUGAUCGUGUAAAGGACAUUGUAACCGUGUUUGGCAAGUCCCAGAAGAAGACAUCAUCUCCCAACAACAUGUGGAAGAAACGCUCAAUAUUCUUUGAUCUUCCAUACUGGUCUGAUCUAUAUGUGCGGAAGACAAAGGAUGGUUUGAAAUGUCGUCAAGACUUGGUUGACAUGGGAAUACGAGAGCAGUUGCAUCCCAUAUCACAAGGUCGACGAACAUAUUUACCCCCAGCAUGCCACACACUGUCAACAGCAGAGAAGAAAAGUUUUUGUCAAUGUCUGCGGAAUGUCAAAGUUCCACAAGGAUACUCUUCAAAUAUCAAGAGCCUUGUCGCCCUCAAUGAUCUUAAGUUGGUUGGCUUGAAGUCUCAUGAUUGCCAUGUCUUAAUGCAACAAUUAUUGCCUGUUGCGAUUCGCGGCAUCUUGCCUGACAAAGUUAGAGUUGCCAUAACCCGUUUGUGCUUUCUUUUUAAUGCCAUAUGUAGUAAAGUCAUUAAUCCUCAUCAAUUGGAUGACUUGGAGAAUGAGGCUGCCAUUGUCAUUUGUCAGUUAGAGAUGUAUUUCCCACCAUCAUUUUUUGACAUCAUGGUUCACCUCAUUGUUCAUCUUGUGAGGGAAAUUCGGUUGUGUGGUCCGGUUUUUUUGCGGUGGAUGUAUCCAAUUGAACGCUACAUGAAAGUGUUGAAGGGAUAUACCAAAAAUCAAUACCGACCAGAAGCUUCCAUUGUAGAAAGGUAUGUUGCUGAAGAAGCUAUUGAGUUUUGUUCACAAUACAUGGAAACAGUUGAAGCUGUGGGGGUACCGAAAAUUCGUCAUGACCGGACACGAGGAGGUCAAGGGACACGAGGCUUCAAUGUUGUUACCAUGAGUCGACAAGAUGUGUCACAGGCGCAUUUGUAUAUCUUGAAUAACACACAGGAGGUCGUUCCAUACAUACAAACUCACAAACAAUAUCUGACAUCUAUUAACCCAAAAUUGAACAUGAUGAAAUUGUUACAAGAGCAUAAUAGAACUUUCAUGAACUGGUUUAAAGAAACAAUAAUGACUGAUGACAAUGCUUCCAAAACAUUAAGAUUGUUGGCUAUUGGUCCGAAUCUAAAUGUCCCUACUUGGCAGGGGUAUGACAUAAACAAUUAUUCGUUCUAUACAAAGUCACAAGAUGAUAAAAGUAGUGUGCAGAAUAGUGGGGUGCUUGUGGAGGCUCAUUCUGAGCACUUUUCUAGAGCAUCUGAUAACAACCCAAUUGAAGCCUCAAUGCCUUAUUUCGGAGUUAUUGAAGAAAUCUGGGAGCUUGAUUAUAAUCAAUUUAGAGUGCCAGUAUUUAAAUGUAACUGGGUUAAUGGAAAUACCGGUGUUCAUAGAGAUGAAAUGGGAUUCACUUUAGUAGACCUUAACAAGGUAGGUUACAAGGAGGAACCAUUCAUAAUGGCAGAACAAGCUAGACAAGUGUUUUACAUCCAAGAUCCAAAUAAUCGUACAUUAUUAGUGGUUCUACAAGGAAGGCCAAUUGGUGUUAGGGAACAAAUUCAUGAUGCAUCCCUUGACAUUUGUGAGACUCCUCAUUUUUGCACAAAAAUGCCUUCAAUAUGUGAACAAGCAGAGGUGGAUGACGUACAUGCGAUUCGUAAUGAUCAUGCUGAAGGUUUAUGGGAGAACAUUGCUCCUUAA